CACUUCGUUCACAGUUCUUACGACCGGAGAUUGCAUGAUGAACCGUUCUAUAACUCGUUGCAUAUGUUCGUAUAGAACGAUUGUAUCACAUGUGCGUGUUGGGUUGGGUUGUAGUUGAUGUUAGAAAUGUAUGGAACGAAAUGAGCUAUAACUUUUUAUGAUAGUCGUUAUAUUGUGUGGUUGAUUUUAUUGAUUUACAAUCUUUGAAGUACUUUUUCUUCAUAAACAUUGAUUUCGUUGAAUUCUUAGUCUGAUCUUGAGCAGUGUUCCAAUACGGUUGAACCGGCUUGGCUGGAGACUAUUCCUGAAAAUGCAGUCCAAAGAAGAAUUUUAUAUCUACUAUGGAGUGAUAUCAUUUUUAACCAUAGAAUACCUAUGGGAAUUGUACCUGGCAAUUAGACAGCAUCGAGUUUAUGAAGAAGCUACAGAACUUCCUACUGAUCUUGAGGACAUAAUGACUCCUGAAACAUAUAAGAAAGCACGAGUGUACAAUCGAGACCAGAGCUCAUUUCGCAUUAUGAAAGAUUUAUUUGCAUUCAUUGUUACUUGUCUUGUCAUAUAUGUUGAUGGAUUUGUAAUCUUCUGGAAGGCUGGUGGUCAAUUGGCAGCAUCAUUGGGAAGUACAGGUCACAGUGAAACAUUGCAGACUAUUGGUUUUGCAUUGCUAAUGAACUUGUUCAACACACUCAUCAAUAUGCCUUUCUCAGUCUACCACACUUUUGUGGUAGAAGAAAGACAUGGUUUUAAUAAACAGACUGCUGGUUUCUUCAUCAAAGACAAGAUCAAAGAAUUUUUAGUAGGACAAGCCAUAAUGCUUCCUCUCUUUGCUGCAAUCAUUUGGAUAGUGCGUAUUGGUGGAACAUACUUCUUCAUUUACUUAUGGGUUUUUGCCAUGAUGUUUAGCCUUUUCCUGCUAACAAUUUACCCCAAUUACAUCAUGCCACUGUUUGAUCGGUAUACUCCUUUGUCUCCUGGUUCUCUGCGUACUCGCAUUGAGGAAUUGGCUGCAAGUGUGAAAUUUCCUCUUUACAAGUUGUAUGUAGUAGAAGGUUCCAAAAGAUCAAAUCACAGUAAUGCAUUCUUUUAUGGAUUUUUUAAAAAUAAGAGAAUAGUUCUCUUUGACACAUUGCUGAAGGAUUAUAAAAGUGAAUCUGAAAAAGAUACUUCAAAAACUGAAAAAAGUGAAGAGAAAGAAAGUGAGAAAAAAGAAAGUGAGAAAGUAGGAUGUGAUGAUGAUGAAGUUUUGGCUGUGCUUGGACAUGAACUUGGUCAUUGGAAGUUAAAUCAUGUUAUCAAAACACUAGUGUGCAUGCAGGUGAACCUUUUCUUGGUUUUCUUGGUUUUUGGUUUGCUUUUCCAAUUCAAGCCCAUGUAUGCAGCCUUUGGUUUCCGCAAUGAGCAGCCGGUCAUCAUUGGCCUGCUGAUAGUUCUGCAGUUCAUUUUCUCUCCAUAUCAUGCAAUUCUGAACUUCAGUAUGACAAUUCUUAGCAGACAUCAUGAGUUCCAGGCAGACAAAUUUGCCCGCGAUCUGGGCAAAGCAAAAUAUUUGCGUAGUGCUCUGAUCAAACUAAGUCGUGACAAUUUGAGCUUCCCUGUGUAUGACUGGCUAUACUCACGUUGGCAUUAUUCGCAUCCACCCUUGCUUGAACGACUUGCAGCUCUAGACAAGACAGACUGACGCAAGUUACAGCCUCACCGACCCCAUUCUUGGUUCCCUGUCGGUGCGUACUAUCUGUAACUGCAUUGUAGAGAAUUAUCUCAUUCCAUAGUGGGGUCUCUGCUCAAGAACUGUUUUUCUAAUUCACAUUAAUGUGAUUUUAUUCAAGAUUUUUCUUAAAUUGAAUUUUAUUUUGAUUCAAGGGACCUCAAAUAUGUGGUGAGAUGUAAAUGAGGUAUUGAUGUAUUAAUACAUUCCUCUUCAAACAAUUUGUGCACAUUUUUACAGUCCAGUUUGCUUCAAAACAUAUUACAUUUUUCUAUUAUAUAUUUUUUUAAUAUCUGAAUUUCAUCAGGUGCUUUUAGAACAAAUCAAAACAUUUCUUCCAGUUUCAUGUAAUUCUGCAAGUUAUCAAAUCAAGUUAUAUUUGUUGUGAAUAUUAUUGUGAAAGCUGAACAUUCACAAUCAUUUUUUUAUUCAUCAUUUUUAUUGAUGUAGCAAGUUAAAAGCAAGUCUGCAGUUUUGUUGCAUUAUUUUGAAAAAAUAUUUAUAAAUAAUUGGAUUAUUUAUUCUUGUCUUUAGUGUUGAAACUAUUUAAUUUGUGCUACAUGGAAGUCAGCAAUAGUUCCUGAUACAGAGAUUCAGUACAUCAAUAAAUUAUUGCAAAGAAAACUUCAAUUUCAGGACAAAUUUUUGGAUGUCUAACUUGCAUACAAUUUUUGCAGACUUCUAUUUCAGACAUUGCUGAUACUUUAUUAUUUAUAUUAAUUGAUAUGAGUCAGUGCUGCGAAAAAACAGAAUAUAAGACAUUUGUGAUGUUUGUUGUACUUCAUUUUAAAUAUAGUCAGUUCCUUGAAAUGUGA
This is a messenger RNA of Gryllus bimaculatus (two-spotted cricket), 2520 nucleotides long. The record is from the annotation of a GenBank genome assembly. NCBI's taxonomy places the organism in Eukaryota, Metazoa, Arthropoda, Insecta, Orthoptera, Gryllidae.